This is a messenger RNA of Perognathus longimembris pacificus (Pacific pocket mouse), 2714 nucleotides long. It is a transcript of the gene Actl9, whose product is annotated as actin like 9. The record is from RefSeq and is a predicted model, not a curated record. The transcript has a single exon. Gene Ontology annotation, cellular component: axon; membrane; cytoplasm. The coding region runs from base 767 to 2002 and encodes 411 amino acids. Gene Ontology annotation, molecular function: protein kinase binding; nucleosomal DNA binding. Gene Ontology annotation, biological process: cell motility; axonogenesis. NCBI's taxonomy places the organism in Eukaryota, Metazoa, Chordata, Mammalia, Rodentia, Heteromyidae.
GUAUGUGAGGCAAGCACUCUACCACUGGGCCAUAAUCCCUCAUAAUCCUUUAAUCCACUGCAUGUGUCCAGUUGGCUUCCCCAGUGUACCCCCUCCAUAUCUCCCUGUGUAGCAGGAAGGACACAGCAUGCUUUGAGGAAAGGUAGGUCUCCUUCAUAUAGUGGAAAAUAGAGAAGGCUCCCAACAGAUGUACAUAUGAAGCAGAGAUCUGAAGGAGCAACGUUCUGCUUGAUAGGAAGGGAACAUGGAGAGCAAUUCAGGCAAGAGGAAAACAGAUGAGAAAAAAAAGUCUUAGGGCAAUACAAUACCUCUUCCUUUCUUCCAUGCUGUCCUGGCCUUCUAUUUUGGGGGAAGUCAGAAAGCCAGGCUGGACUAUUUCCUUUUGAUUAAGGUUAGGAGACAUAGCAAGGAACCCUAUGUUUCCUAAGUCUUUAUUAUCUGUGCUAGGUGGUAGAUACCCAAUGGGCAUGAGAUUCUGUGUGUGAUAUGCUGGAAAGGGGUUCUCAAAUUUGAAAAGGGAGUCAGAGGCUCUUCUUCAAAUUAGCUACAUUGCAAGUAAUCCUCAAUAGUUGAGAACCCUGACAUCCUCCUGCCUUCUGCUGUGCUUCUCCCUCAUUGUGAAGUCCUCAGGAAGCCAAGAAAGUCAGGAUGACGUCAUAGACACCAGCAUGCUCCCCUUCCGCUCUGCCCACAGGGAAGUUAGCUGGGCCUUUCCUUCCUGUACCCUUCCACCCCAAGUAGCCCUUCCAGGCUACUACUUACACACAUGGAGGUCAAAGGUCCCGGGGCCCUGGAGCCCCAGCCCUCUUCAGAGCAUUCUAGACCUGAUCUGAGCCCCAGCUCGAGCCUGGAUAACAAGAAUUCCUCCAGCACAGUGGUCAACAACCUGCCAGCAAAUAACGGAGCGGUGGUCAUUGACACGGGUACCAGUACCUGUAAGGUGGGCUUCGCUGGGCAUCCCAAACCCAUCUACACCGUGGCCACCAUCAUGGGCUGUCAACCUAAGAAACAGGCCACCACAGGGCACACAGAGCUGGAAACGUUUAUUGGAGAGGUAGCCCGCUUAAACCCAGAGCUGAGGCUAGUGCAGCCCAUUCGCAGUGGCAUCGUGGUGGACUGGGAGGCUGCCGAGCUCAUCUGGCGCCAUGUACUGGAGCAUGACCUCCAAGUGUGUCCCCAGGACCACCCACUGCUGUUCUCUGACCCACCCUUCAGCCCUGCCACCAAUCGCGAGAAGCUAGUGGAGGUGGCCUUCGAGUCCCUGCAAUCACCCCGCAUGUACGUGGCAUCCCAGUCAGUCUUGUCCGUCUAUGCCCACGGGAAAAUCAGUGGGCUCGUAGUGGACACCGGCCAUGGGGUCAGCUACACAGUGCCUGUCUUUCAGGGCUACAACCUGCCCAAUGCCAUCGAGCGCCUGGACCUGGCUGGCAACCACUUGACGGCCUUCCUGGCCGAGAUGCUUCUGGGCUCUGGCUUCCAACUGCGGCAACAGGACCUGGACACAGUGGAAAACAUCAAGCACCAGUACUGCUAUGUGGCCUCGGAUUUCAAGAAGCAGAAGGAGUCGGAUCAGGACUGCAAGAAAUCUCUGAAGCUUCCUGAUGGGAGAACUGUCACCCUGGGCAAGGAGCUGUUCCAGUGCCCAGAGCUGCUAUUCCAUCCUCCAGAGAUCCCAGGGCUGUCGCCUGUGGGUCUCCCAUCCAUGGCCAAACAGAGCCUCCUCAAGGUGCCCGAGGUUCUGCAAGAAGACAUUGGCCGCAAUGUGCUCCUAUGCGGAGGCUCUUCGCUCUUUGCUGGGUUCGAGGAUCGUUUCCGGGCGGAGCUGCUGCAGGCUCUGCCCCCAGAGCAACAGGUAGUGGUGCUAGCCCAGCCCAAUAGAAAUUUCUCUGUGUGGAUUGGAGGCUCCAUCCUGGCCUCGCUGCGUUCCUUCCAGUCCUGCUGGAUUCUACGCGAGCAGUAUGAGGAACAGGGUCCCCACAUUGUGUAUCGCAAAUGCUACUGAGCCGACGCAGGGGUUGGAAGCGUGUGGGGUAGUAAAGCCUAGUCAAAGAAAAUGCCUAGUGUGGGAGUGAUCAUGUCACAGGACGAAAUGUGAGAUGCCAUGUGCACCUUGGUCCUAUGUGCCAGUCUACUAAAUUCACUGAACUAUAUUACACUGUGCCUAACAUGAGUUGGGUCAAAAAUGGAAUGAUCAAUAAUACAUGGGACCUUGCUUUAAAAUUCCCAUUCAUUCUUGCUGUGGAAGACAGAUAUGCAAAUGGGGUAGUCUGAGAGGUCGUGUUUCCAUACAUUGUGCAAAGACACACACACACCAUAUCUAUCCAUACAUCUCAAUCUAGUCUAAUCUGAAUAUCAUCAAAUAUGAAAUUUUAAUUUCUGCCUUUACUUAUAUUCAGAGUGGUCUAGAGUAGAUGCUGUAACAAGUGUCUCAUUUCUUUUUAAAAUUGUUUUAUUAUAAGUUGUUUUACAAAGGGGCUACAAUUCCCUAAGUCAGUUUACGAAUGCAAUGUAUCUUGGACAAAGCCAUCCUUUGACAUGGAGAACCUACAUCAGCUUUAUUGGCCUGCAUUCUAAUCUUAGAGGCAUAUGAAGAAACAUGGACAGAAAAGAAUGAAGGCAAUAAAAGGGGGUUGGGUUUUCUUGUGCAUCCACUGGGCAGCAUUAGAGGAUGUUAAGUACAGGAGAAAGAAUUUUCAGUUAUUUUCUGGGAACAC